UUUGGGCCAAUCAGCGGCGGCCGUGGUGCUCCUCAUCUGCUCGGUGUGUGUACAAUGGGGAAGGUGAGCAGCACCACAGGUCUCUGUCAUCGCUGGACUUUACUCGGCUGAGUUCGGGCUCUGUUCGGUCAGCUGGAGGAGACGGCACCUGAAGUCAAGAUGGAGAGUGGCAAUGAUGGCGUCCUCCGGUCCCGCCUGCGAUCCUUCCCCUUGACACCCCCCUUCUCUGACCUGGACAGCUCUUUGGAUGGGGAAUGUAGUCCAGAAGGACACCGGCGAGGGAACGGAGAGACCCACAUAACAAGCAAUGGAAAAAUUGAAGUGGAACAGGUGAUCAGCAAAAAGCUGCAACUGAAAAGAAAAGCAGAGUUCCUCAAGAGUGACCUGAUGCGUCAGUUUGACAGUCAGGUCAAUGACUUCAUGGACAGUCUUAUCGAAGAGUCAGCCAGUCUGGAGCCUGCACCUCUGCCUGCUGUCUUCUCACCACCAAUGUUGGACAAGGAGCGGAACAAACUUGGGCAUUUCCGGCCUCCUCACGGCCAGGGGAAACAGUUUGUCAAUCGCAGGUCGCUCCUAGAUGAGCUGUUUGAGGUGAACCACAUCCGGACCAUCUACCACAUGUUUAUUGCCCUGCUCAUUCUCUUUAUCCUCAGUACACUUGUGGUUGAUUUCAUUGAUGAAGGAAGACUUGUGUUGGACUUUGACCUGCUGGUCUAUGCGUUUGGACAGUUCCCUCUGGUGGUGUGCACGUGGAUCUGCAUGUUCCUGUCUGUGUUGGUGGUUCCCUUCACCCUGUUCCACCUGUGGUCACAGAGCCAGUCCGGGUCUUACCCCAGAUUGAACACUUUGCUCUUUGGCUCUGUAUACCUGCUCUACCAAGCUCUGGGUCUGGGAUUCCUCCCCACAUAUGUGGUGGUGAUCAACAGUAUGCCGCCGGCAUCCUGCUUCAUCAUCAUCCUGGAGCAGGUGCGGCUGAUGAUGAAAGUACACUCCUUUAUCAGGGAGAAUGUUCCUAGAGUUCUGGCCUGGACUAGAGACAAAACCACUCCCAGCCCUGUGGUCCCUCAGGUUUUUCAGUAUAUCUACUUCCUGUUUGCACCCACACUCAUCUACAGAGACAAGUACCCCAGGAACCCAGUGAUCAGAUGGGGCUACGUGGCCACAAAGUUUCUUCAGGUACUCGGCAGCCUGUUCUACGCCUAUUACGUGUUUGUGCGGCUGUGCAUCCCUCAGUUUCGCAGCAUCAGUCUACAGCUGUUUGACCUGAAGGCCAUGGUCCUCUGUGUCUUUAACUCCAUCCUCCCAGGAGUGUUGGUUCUCUUCCUGGGAUUCUUUGCAUUCCUCCACUGUUGGCUCAACGCAUUUGCUGAGAUGCUUUGUUUCGCUGAUAGGAUGUUUUACAAGGAUUGGUGGAAUUCAACCUCUUUUGCCAACUACUAUCGCACUUGGAACGUUGUGGUCCAUGACUGGCUGUACUACUAUGUGUACCGGGACUUCCUGUGGAUUUCACAGAAGCGUUUCAGAGCAGCAGCCAUGCUGUUUGUGUUUACAGUGUCUGCGGUGGUCCACGAGUACAUUCUUGCAAUCUGCUUUGGCUUUUUCUAUCCCGUGCUCUUCUGCCUUUUUAUGUGCUUUGGAAUGAUGUUCAACUUCAUUCUGCACGACCAAAGGAAAGGUCCCAUCUGGAACAUAAUCAUGUGGACAUCCCUCUUCUUGGGUCAUGGUGUCAUUAUCUGUCUGUAUUCCCAUGAGUGGUAUGCCCAGCUCUACUGCCCCUUGAAAGAGCCUUCGUUCCUUGAGUUACUGAAGCCUCGCUCCUGGAGCUGUCAGAGAGGCUCGAUGGUGGAAUCUGACAGGCUGUGACCUGUUUUUGGACAACUGCCGGGGACUAUUGCUGAUUAGUAUAAAUUUGACCAGCCUUCCUGUUUCUGUCAUGAAAUAUAUUUUUUAUUUUAUUGCACUAAGGUCUGAGGUCAACUGAGUCUUUGAAUGAUUGCAGGUGGGAGGACCUAUAAGUAUCUGCCAAAAUGUUCUUUACUUCAACAGCUAAGUUACAAUGAUGCCUUACUCAGUUUUAUGUUUUCAAAGGCAACCCCACAAAGCAAUUACAAGUUCACAUAGAACCCUGUGUGAACUCUUAUUUUAAUGUACUAUUUAUUUUUCUCACGUUUUCCUUUCUUUUUUCCUUGAUCAACUGUGAAACCCUGUGCCAAUAGAAACAGAGGCAAUGAUGAAAUCGCAGCUGAAAACAAACAUUACACAGUGUAAACACUGAAAGUGAAGUGCAUUCAGUAUGCUUCUUGGAAAAAUAUUUAUUAUUAUUUAUAUUCACUGCCCAUAAGAUUUUUUGUUCUUUAACACUGGACUUCAUAAGAGAAAUUUUUUCAAGAAGAUGACAGUUAAUAUACUCUGUGACUGUUGAAUGUAUUCCCUAUUACUGAAUAGACCUGGUUUGAAUAUGCUCCUAGUGUCAACAUCCUUCUGGAGCUAAAUUAAGUUGUAAUUUGUUAACGCCCAAUAUUAUGUGAAUUAUGUACAGUGAUUCCAAUUGCAAGUAGAAAUUGCCACAGGAUGCCUCCCAUUGUAAAACUUGUGCAGCUGGCUGCUCGAAUAUUAUAACACUGAGAUACUGAUGAUAUAAAGGGCUAGAGUUUGCUUUGUCAAAUACUUAGUACAUUAAAUACAUAUGUUUUUUUCACGACAGUAAUUUUCAUGUCAAACUAAUGGAAUAAGGAUUUUUCCUGCUCAGUCUGCUUUUUGUUCUUGUCUUAAAAUAGUUUUUGUAUAUGUGUAUUAUUUGAAGGAAACCAACCAUUGCACAGUUGAUGUUGCCAAUUCUGACAUAUGUCAAUUCAGAGACACUGUAUUUAUUCUUGUGAAUAAUGAGAUGCACCAUGCAAAGUAAAAUCAGCUAGGAAACUAAGCACUUCUAAAAACUCUAUGGCCACAAGGUGGCACUGUAUUAAAAGAUUGUAUUUGUGAUGUCUUCUCGGCUCAUUCUGCAAGAGAAACUUCCAUUUAGUCCUUUAUAAAGUUAAUAUUAAUACACAACACGAAUACCAGCAGCUUGUUUUUUAUUAUCUAUUGAUAAUAAUUGAGAUAUUAGAAUGUCCUGUGGUACUCAGUGCUGAGUUUGAGCUCUCAGUUUUAAUCUUUCUUUAUGCCUUGGAGAUUUUGUUCAUAAGGAUAUUAUUGGUAGUAAUGUAAGAAGACAAAAUGCAGAAAUGCUGUUUAUUGAUUUUGUGAGCUUACAGUCAUAUUUGUGUUGAUUGUGAUAAUUCUAUUGGGGGGGGGGGCUUGACUAUCUAAUUGUGUCAGGUGACAAUUUUAUGAAUCAGUAUGUUCUAUUUUUGGAUGUCAGUCAUAUGUCCUAAGACACAUCAAAGUAUGAGAACCAUGAAUAAAAAA
This is a messenger RNA of Paralichthys olivaceus (Japanese flounder), 3408 nucleotides long. It is a transcript of the gene soat1, whose product is annotated as sterol O-acyltransferase 1. Gene Ontology annotation, biological process: cholesterol metabolic process; cholesterol efflux. Gene Ontology annotation, cellular component: endoplasmic reticulum membrane. Gene Ontology annotation, molecular function: cholesterol O-acyltransferase activity; fatty-acyl-CoA binding; cholesterol binding. The record is from RefSeq and is a predicted model, not a curated record. Lineage: Eukaryota; Metazoa; Chordata; Actinopteri; Pleuronectiformes; Paralichthyidae.